AUGGCGGCCAGCCCGGUGGUGUGGGUGAACGGGCCGAUCGUCGUGGGUGCAGGGCCGGCAGGGCUGUCGGUGGCGGCGUGCCUGCGGGAGCGAGGCGUGCCGUCGGUGGUCCUCGACCGUGCCGACUGCGUGGCGUCGCUGUGGCAAUACGGCACUUACGACCGCCUCCGCCUCCACCUCCCCAGGCACUUCUGCGAGCUGCCGGGGAUGCCUUUCCCUGACAGCUACCCGGAGUACCCUACCAAGAGACAGUUCGUUUCCUACCUCGAGGCCUACGCCGCGCACUUCGGCGUCCACCCGCGGUUCAACACGUCUGUCACGUCGGCGCGGUACGACGACGACGCCGGGCUGUGGCGGGUGCACGCCGAGAACGGGGGGGUCGUUACUGAGUACAUAGGCCGGUGGCUCGUCGUGGCCACUGGCGAGAACGCGGAGCACGUCCUGCCGGAGAUCGACGGCAUUAAGGACUUCUGCGGCCGGGUGUCGCACGUUUCAGAGUACAAGUCAGGCGCUCCGUACAGCGGCAAGCACGUGAUCGUCGUCGGCUGCGGCAACUCCGGCAUGGAAGUCUGCCUUGACCUAUGCGACCACAAUGCCCUCCCCGCCAUGGUCGCCAGGGACUCGGUCCACGUCCUGCCGCGGGAGAUUCUGGGCGUUGCGACGUUCUCGGUGGCUGUCUUCCUCCGCCGGUUCCUGCCGCUGUGGCUGGUGGACAGGACCCUAGUUCUCCUCUCGUGGCUGCUCCUCGGCAACCUCGAGAAGCUCGGGAUUAGGAGGCCGUCCAGGGGGCCACUGGAGCUCAAGAACACCAGGGGCAGGACUCCAGUGCUAGAUAUCGGCGCGCUUGCAAGGAUCCGGUCCGGCGACAUUCAGGUUGUACCGGGGAUCAGGAGGUUUUUCUGUGAUGGCGCGGAGCUCGUUGAUGGACGCCGCGUCACGGCUGACGCUGUGAUAAUGGCUACCGGCUACCACAGCAACGUCCCACAAUGGCUCAAGGGAUGUGACUUCUUCACCCAAGAAGGGUACCCAAGGGUGCCAUUCCCUGAUGGUUGGAAGGGACAGUCAGGCCUCUACUCUGUUGGAUUCACAAGGAGAGGCCUCUCUGGUGUCUCCUUAGAUGCUGUCAAGGUUGCACAAGACAUUGCCAUGGCAUGGAACAACCAAACUGCCACAACAUGCUAGGACUUAACCCUGAGCAACCAGCUAACUUCAUAUAUCUUGUAGUUUAUAUUGGUCAAUAAAACUUUGAUAAAAUAUGGCACUCACCAAGCUGGAAAAUCGCUGUACCAAGAAUUGUUCACACCCCAACUUGAGACGUGGUUCCAGGUUCUGGACAAACUGUGGCGAAGCUUCAAG
Messenger RNA from Lolium rigidum, 1356 nucleotides. Its product is annotated as probable indole-3-pyruvate monooxygenase YUCCA9. The record is from RefSeq and is a predicted model, not a curated record. Lineage: Eukaryota; Viridiplantae; Streptophyta; Magnoliopsida; Poales; Poaceae. The coding region runs from base 1 to 1182 and encodes 393 amino acids. The transcript is spliced from 4 exons. Gene Ontology annotation, molecular function: flavin adenine dinucleotide binding; monooxygenase activity.